CCAUUGCUACUCUGGGUCGGGUAGAUUCCGGAUCGCUCGUGAUUUCUGCGGCUUAAUGUGUGUAUAAUUGCAAUUGCUUCAUUUUUUAUAUGGUGGAAAGUAGUGUGAAGAAACAUUUACAAUGAGUGAAUCACCGGGUUCGGAACAGCGAAGCAAACGUCGCCGGAUCGAUAAGCACGGCCGCUUUGCGGCCUUGGAAAGACUGAAGAAUCUUAAAGCGGCCGGUGUCAAACAUAAGUACGAAGUGGAUGAGGUGAAGAACGUGUACGAUGAGGUGGACGAAAGCGAGUACGCACGGAUUGUAAACGAGCGCGCCCGGGAGGAUUUCGUUGAUGACGACGAUGGAGCCGGAUACGGGUACGUGGAAAAUGGUCGCGAAGUUUUCGACGAAGAUGAACUGGAGGAACAACCGGCCAGUCGAACAAAGGAGAAAAGUAAAAAAGGCAAAAAACGGGCACGGGAGGAAUCGACACCCGUAGCCGGUCGAAAAAGCCUUAAAAACUACUUCAACAAGGAACGCGAAUCGAAGGUGAAAAUUUCCGACGAUGACGUCCUAGCGGACAUUCUAGGGGAAAUUAAAUCGGAACCCGGGGCUGGCCCAAGUGGCACCGAGCAAGUGAAGGAAAUUCGCCCCAUGAAAAUGAUUCCGAAGUCGAAGCCGAAACCGGUCGAUAAGGAUGAAGAAAUGCGCAAAUAUAUGGAGAAUUUUAGCAAAAAUAUUAGAGCAACGGAAAAAGUAGAGGAACACGACAGCGAUGAAGAAAUGCUGGACCGAGUUCUAAAGCAAAGUUCUUCGGAUAACAGGCAGAAGGAAAAGCCCAAGACGGUUACCGUCAAACAGGAAACUACGGUUGUAGAAACACCGACAGCAAAAGAUUCAGUGGAAAUUAAAAGCGAACCUUCCCCAGUGGAGACGGAUUUAACUCAGAUUGAUUCAGCUUUUCUGCUGGAUGAUGAUUUCGACUUGACCGAAGUUAACAGUCAACCGACCCAAAAACGUCCGGCAAGUCCUGCCGAGCAGAAGCCACCGGACGUAAGCCAAGCAGAGCCGGAAAAGUUGCUCAGUGGGUGGGAGAACAUUUGCGCAACCGAGUUGGAUGACGAUCUGCUGGCGGAAAUUGACACGGGCAUGCCGGAAGGAACCGUCGCUUCAAGUGAAGAUAGCGAACAGACGAUGCGAUUCUGGUUUUGGGAUGCCUGGACGGAUCCGGCCAAGUGUCAGGGGGAAAUUUAUAUUUGCGGUAAAAUGGCGACCGGGAAGAAACCGAACGAAUUUCAAUCCGUGUGUGUUCACGUGCAGAAUGUGGACCGUUGCUUGUACAUGUUGGCCCGGGAAAAGGAACUGGACCUUCGCAGUGGUGUGGAAACGGAAAAGCCUGUUAGCAUGUUGGAUGUGUAUAACGAAUUUUGCAAUGACAUCAGCAAUCGGCUUAAGGUUACGAAGUACAAAACGAAAGUCGUCACCAAGAACUUUGCCUAUACGAGCGGGAUGAGCGGCCUGCAGAUUCCAACUCAGAGUGAGUAUCUGGAGGUACGGUAUAGUGCCAAACUUCCCCCACCUCCGUUGGACCGUAAAUAUCGCACCAUUGCGCAUAUUUUUGGAACUAACACUAACAUCGUGGAGCAGUUUCUUCUGGAGCGUAAGGUACGAGGUCCCUGCUGGAUGGAGCUGAAGAACUUCAAAAAAGCUCCCAGUCCGGCAAGCCACUGUAAGGCGGAGUUCAUCGUACCGGACAUUGGCUGCAUCAGUGUUGUACAGAACAAUUCCGCUGCGGUGCCUCCGCUUGUAAUUUGCUCAAUAAAUGUUCGCAGCAUCCUCAACAAAGGAACUAACGAAAUAUCGAUGCUUUCGAUUCUGGUUCAUGAUCGAUUUGCGCUGAAUAAGCCACCACCAAAUCCGCCCUUCGUGCGAUAUUUUUGCGGGGUUGCACGCCCUACCGGAGUUAGCUGGCCGUAUGAUUUCAACCCGAACGAUCCCAAACUGGGUACGAAAGCGACAAAGUGCGAGAAUGAGCGCACGCUGCUUAACUGGUUUCUGGGAGUGUACGGAAACAUAGAUCCGGAUCUGAUCGUCACCCAUGAUGCGUACGAUUUCCAGCUGGACUUAAUUUGCCAACGACUGAUGGCGAUCAAGAUCCAGAACUGGGCUCGCAUUGGACGGCUCAAGAUGAAGACACCUUCCUCGAAGCGGGUGGACGAUUUCUUUGUGGGGCGCAUGAUUUGCGAUGUGAAAACGUCCGCUGAGGAACUGAUAAAGUCUCGUUCGUACGAUUUGAACACACUUUGCGUGGAGGUGCUCAAAAUUCAAGAUGGUGAGCGAAAGGACAUCCUGCUGGACGAUAUUCCCGGGAUGUUCGAAAAUACUGCCGAUUUAAAACAGCUGAUCGGUUUAACGAUGCAGGACAACUUUUACACGAUGCGGUUACUGUGCGAGCUGAACGUCCUUCCGCUGGCACUUCAGAUUACCCAGAUUGCUGGCAAUCUGAUGAACCGCACGCUGCACGGCGGACGGGCCGAGCGGAAUGAAUUUCUCCUGCUGCAUGCCUUCAACGAAAAGGAUUAUAUUCUUCCCGAUAAGGCGGUCAAAGUGGGACCGGCGGGUCUCACUCAGGGCGAGGGCGAUACCGAGCGUCGCAAGCCAAAAAGCAAAGCCGCCUACUCGGGUGGGCUGGUGCUGGAUCCGAUUAAGGGUUUCUACGAUAAGUUUAUCCUGCUGAUGGAUUUCAACUCGCUCUAUCCAAGUAUCAUUCAGGAGUACAACAUUUGCUUCACGACGGUGCUUCCACCGGCCGAAGGAGACGAGGAGGGAACGGCCACGGUACUGCAAACCGAAGAAAUGGGAAUUCUACCGCGACAGAUUCGCAAACUUGUCGAGAGCCGCAAGGCGGUAAAACAAUUGAUGAAAAACCCCUCACUUGAACCGGAACUGAAAAUGCAGUACAACAUCCGUCAAAUGGCGCUAAAGCUAACGGCCAAUUCACUGUACGGUUGUUUGGGAUACACGCGCUCGCGCUUCUACGCCCAGCACAUGGCAGCCUUGAUCACCCAAAAGGGUCGAGAAAUUCUAAUGUGCACCAAGAGCAUCGUGGAGAAAAUGAACUAUCAGGUCAUCUACGGUGACACGGACAGUAUCAUGAUCAACACCAACAGCAUCGACUACGAGCAGGUGUUUAAGAUCGGUUCCACCAUCAAGCAGAUUGUGAACAAAACCUACAAGUGUCUCGAGUUGGACGUUGACGGAAUCUACAAAUAUCUUUUGUUGUUGAAGAAGAAAAAAUACGCCGCCGUUUCGAUUUCGAAAGUGGGUGAUGAGUACAAGUGCACCCAAGAGCUGAAAGGUUUGGACAUCGUUCGCCGCGAUUGGUCCAAACUGGCCGUCAUAGCCGGUAACUUUGUGCUAAACGAAAUUCUUUCCGACAAACCGAUGGAUGAGAGAAUUGAAAACAUCCAUAUAAAACUGGAAAAAAUGAAGGAUGAUCUGCUAGCCGGUUCGACGUAUCUUUCACUGCUGGAAAUAACCAAACAACUAACGAGACCGCUGAACGAGUAUGCGGAUGCUUCGCAACUGCCCCAUGUGGCAGUUGCCAUGCGGAUGAACAAACAGCGAAAUCGCCACUUCAAGCGGGGCGACGUCGUGGGCUAUAUAAUCUGUGAGGACGGAACAUCGGCUGCGGCUAUGAAACGCGCCUAUCACAUCGAUGAGCUGAAAGAUCCGGCCAAUAAAGACAAACUGAAGCCGGAUGUCGAGUACUAUUUGUCGCAGCAAAUUUUCCCAGUUAUCUUUCGUAUUUGUGAACCCCUGGAAGGAACGGAUGCCUGCCGAUUGGCUCUCUGUCUCGGCUUGGAUCCGAAACGCUUCCAGAAUCUUGGGGUGGCGAGGGACGGUGAUCGCGAGCAUGCGGAUGGCGAAGCUGUGCAGAAAUCGAUCACACAGAAGUAUCGCAUGUGUCAUCGGUUCGAAUUCACAUGUGUGACGUGCAACACAAAAAAUCCCGUCGCCAGUGGAUUCCGGCGGGAAGCCGGCCGCCAAAAGUCAGUUUUUGAAAAAUGCUCCAACGAGAACUGCACGGUGCUUCCGCAGCAAUACCUGCCGGCAAUCGUCAACGAACUAACGCUGGCAAUUCGCGCGGAUGUGAAACGAUUCUAUCAGCGCUGGAUGAUCUGCGAUAAUCCGAUUUGUAAUCGAAACACCCGACUGUACUCUCAGGUGGCCAGCAAAAACAAUCCUCACUGUUUGCACUGCCAGAAGGGCUUGCUAGUGCAACAGUACUCCGAGUCGGAUCUGUACCUCCAACUGAACUAUUACAACUACAUGUUCGAUUUGAAUGAGUACUCUAAAGUUGCCAAAACCCUUCCGCCGGAGAUACGCAAUAUAUACACCGUGCUGAAGGCAACCGUUGAUCGGUUUCUGGCACGCUCGAAGUACGCCCACAUUAAGAUGUCCACGUUGUAUUUGAACUACGCCAUCAAACCGAGCCUGCCGCACUUGCCCAAGAUAUACCCGGUUCGAGACCUGGCCGAACGGCUGCAAGCUGCCAAGCGGGGGGGAUCGGAAAAGUCAGCUAUUGCUGCAGGCGGGAAGAUUCCAUGGGGUCAGUACCUAAACUGGGAGUGAAAAGUGGACAGUUUAUUUUAUUAUCAGCAACUGUUUUUUUAAUAGCAUACGAUCUAGCAUGUAAGCUUCAACAGGUUUGUAAUAAAACAUUUUC
Molecule: messenger RNA, 4709 nt
Organism: Wyeomyia smithii (pitcher-plant mosquito)
Lineage: Eukaryota; Metazoa; Arthropoda; Insecta; Diptera; Culicidae
Gene: DNApol-alpha180
Product: DNA polymerase alpha catalytic subunit
Exons: 5
Coding region: 122-4615 (1497 amino acids)
Biological process (GO): DNA replication; mitotic DNA replication initiation; leading strand elongation
Cellular component (GO): alpha DNA polymerase:primase complex
Molecular function (GO): pyrimidine nucleotide binding; purine nucleotide binding; DNA replication origin binding
Source: RefSeq, a predicted model, not a curated record